UGUCCCCACAGCUGAAAAGGCUCCAUGCCCUGCUCCUUUCUUUGAAUUCUGUGUUACGGAGAUGGCGGACACUUUGCCUAAUAUAUUGGUAACCGGCACUCCUGGUGUGGGUAAAUCCUAUAUCUGUCAACAAAUUCAGGAGCAGCUAAAACUUAAAUGGUUGGAUUGCUCUAAAAUAGCCAAGGAGAAAAACUUUAUCGAGGAAUUUGAUGAAGAGUAUGAUUGUCCCAUAUUGGAUGAAGAUAAACUUAUGGACUACAUGGAACCUUUAAUGCAAGAGGGCGGCUAUCUUGUGGAAUAUCAUGGUUGUGAUUUUUUUCCCGAACGUUGGUUUAAUGCUGUGUUUGUAGUGACUUGCUCAAAUAAUACCAUACUCUAUGAUCGUUUGAAGGAAAGGAAUUACAAUGAAAAAAAGUUGAAAUCAAAUUUAGAAUGUGAAAUAUUCGGCACCAUAAUGGAGGAGGCCAGAGACUCGUAUAAACCAGAAAUAGUUUUCGAACUGAAAAGUGAAACUAAGAAAGAUGCUGAGAAAAGUUUAAAAAUUGUUAGAGAUUGGUUGAAAAAAUGGAAGAGAAAAUAAAAAAGGUAAUUUUUUUUA
Messenger RNA from Stomoxys calcitrans (stable fly), 598 nucleotides. It is a transcript of the gene Ak6, whose product is annotated as adenylate kinase isoenzyme 6 homolog. Gene Ontology annotation, molecular function: ATP binding; AMP kinase activity; ATP hydrolysis activity. NCBI's taxonomy places the organism in Eukaryota, Metazoa, Arthropoda, Insecta, Diptera, Muscidae. The coding region runs from base 62 to 580 and encodes 172 amino acids. Gene Ontology annotation, cellular component: cytoplasm; nucleus. The record is from RefSeq and is a predicted model, not a curated record. The transcript has 2 exons.